Naumovozyma dairenensis CBS 421 is the source of this 3207-nucleotide messenger RNA. RefSeq names its product AAA family ATPase peroxin 6 (gene PEX6). Gene Ontology annotation, cellular component: peroxisomal membrane; cytosol. Gene Ontology annotation, molecular function: ATP hydrolysis activity; ATP binding. The record is from RefSeq and is a predicted model, not a curated record. The transcript has a single exon. Bases 1 to 3207 code for a protein of 1068 amino acids. Lineage: Eukaryota; Fungi; Ascomycota; Saccharomycetes; Saccharomycetales; Saccharomycetaceae. Gene Ontology annotation, biological process: protein import into peroxisome matrix.
AUGUUACAAGCGUCUUUACUUUUCGAUUUCACUAAUCAAUGCGGACAAUGUGAAGUGUCUGGUGAUGUUUUCCAUGAAUGGAGUAAACAAAACAUAUCUACAAUGCAAACGUAUGCAUCCAUUGAAUUACCCAGUUAUACAUAUGAAACCAAAAGAUUUGUUGUCUACUGUACAUUAAAUGAGAGUCUGAAUCGAAAUACAAUCAAAAUUCCUGCCAAAUUAGCUCGUGUCUUCACGAAGACUCCUGCUAUCGAAUCAUGUUCUUUCGUUCAUCAUCAUGAUCUGCAACCACCAACAUUAGAAACGGUUUCUAUACUAUUAAAAAGUACAUUGUAUGCUAAAUUAAUGAAGCUGAAUAGUUCACGUGAAAAAUUAGAAUUCCUAAGACUGAAAUAUCAUAUCGAAGACAUGAAAACUGUGAUACAUUCCCACGAUAUAUUAGAUUAUUCUUUAUGUGAGGUCCUAACAUGUUCACCAUUUUCUCAAGGGGUAAUAGACUUCAAUGAAACCCAAAUUAUAUUUGUUAGUAGCUCUGACAAGAAGAAUAAUCAACUAUGCGCAACACCGAAUAAUAUACCUAUUAAAGCACUUUCAUUGAGCAAAAGCCAAAAUACAAACUUAAUAGUUAAAUUGCAAUGCUUAAUGAAAUCGAUACCACGUGAAUUGAUGAUACCGACACCCUCUUCAACAGACGAUGAUUCAUUGUUUGCAUUUACAGAUGUUCAAACUUUUAUAAAUCUAAAUAUAACUAGUGGCUCAUUUGUCAAACUAUCUCAAAUUGUUGGUAAUAAUUACCAAGAAAAUGCUACGAGCUGUAUAGUCAGACUUUUUUUAUUAUUAGAACCGAAUGAUUUCAAAACAAAUAGAAUCAUAUACAUAUCUCCAAGAAUAUGCUCUAAUUUCCCAAAUGAUAACACUAUUAAGAUAACUCCAUAUGAUUCUUUUAAUAUAAAUAAAGUUCCCGUUGCAACAAAAGUUUCCAUUUCAAGAGUUGGAAGCUGGAAUAAUUCACAAAAAUUAUAUCAAAAUAUUAUAUUCAAUAACCUGAAAAUAUUUUUCUUAUCCAAGAAAAGAAUACUACAAAUAGGUGAUCUUUUGCCAAUUACAUUUGACUCAAACUUUGCACUUCUUUUAAAUGAUACCAAUGACGAUGAUCAUGACGACGAUGACGACGGUGACGAUGGCGCAGACAUUGACAAUGACGAUCAACAAGAAGUUGAUUCCUUAGUAUGGUUUCGUAUAGAAAACGUUGAAUUCCAAGAUUAUAAACCAGAUUCAACUAACGCGAAAGUUCAAUUCGUGAUUGAUCCUUUACAAACGAAAUUAUCUACUUCCAAGUUUAUUAAAUAUCCUAAAUUGCCACUAUCCAAAUAUGAAUAUAAACGUUUCUUCAAUUUACCAUCUAUUUUCCCAUAUGACCAAGGUUCAAUUUUCCCCUAUGCUAAACAGUUAAGCGAUAUCUUGGAGUCAUCAUUAUUUUAUGCAGAAAAAGAUAUCCCUAUGAAUAUUUCCAUAUUACUAUAUUCAAACCAUCCCAAUGUUGGUAAGAAAACUUUAGUAAAACAUACUGCCGAUUGGCUUGGUUUCCAUUUGUUAGAGAUUGAUUGCUCAUCAUUACCUUUAAAUAACGGUUCGUUAGAUUCAACCAAUAAAAUUCUAGGUUCAAUAAGAGCCAAAAUUGAGAACGUUUUAUCUUAUACUACAUCAACUAUAAUCACUCUAUCGAAUUUAGAAUAUAUCUUAUCUAAGACAGAUCCAAAUCAAGACCCAGAAUCUACCAAAUUAUCACAAACGAUGGAUCUCGGAAUUAAUGAAAUUAUAAACCAUUUCACUACUAAUUUCAAAGGUGUCGUGUUUAUAAUAAUAAUGAAUAAUAUUGAUAUUCUACCACAGAAUAUAAGAACGAAAUUGAAAUUUGAAUAUCUAAUCCCUGUUCCUAAUGAAGAUCAAAGACUUGCCAUCUUCCAAUGGUAUUUAACCCAAGAACAAUUAAAUAAUCAAAAAAAUAAAAAUUCCUAUAAAUUUAAACUCUCGAAUAAUGUCAACGUAUCCAAUUUGGCUCUUCAUUCAGCAAGUUUGACCCCAUUAGCUAUCAAAUCAAUUGUUCAAACUGCAAAAUAUAAAGCAUUGAAAGAUCGCCAAGAAGAAGAAAACACAGAUACUGGUAUGAUAAUGUGGGAUAACAAUUAUAUCUUUAUUACUAUGGAACACCUACAAUAUGCAAUGGAUCAAGCAAGAGAAGGAUUUUCAAUGUCAAUAGGAGCUCCAAAAAUUCCAAAGGUUACAUGGGAUGAUAUUGGUGGUGUUGAAUUAAUUAAAGAUGAAAUCAUGGAUACCAUAGAUAUGCCAUUACGUCAUCCUGAAUUAUUCGCAACAGGUAUGAAGAAAAGAAGUGGGAUCUUGUUUUAUGGACCACCUGGUACUGGGAAGACAUUAAUGGCAAAAGCCAUUGCAAGUAAUUUCUCAUUAAAUUUUUUCAGUGUUAAAGGUCCGGAACUUUUAAAUAUGUAUAUUGGUGAAUCUGAAGCCAAUGUUAGGAAAGUUUUCCAAAGAGCAAGAGAUGCUAAACCUUGUGUCAUCUUCUUCGAUGAAAUUGAUUCUGUAGCUCCAAAGAGAGGCAAUCAAGGUGAUUCUGGUGGUGUUAUGGAUAGAAUUGUUUCGCAAUUAUUAGCCGAAUUAGAUGGGAUGAGUACAGGUGAUGAUGGGAUAUUUAUUAUUGGUGCAACAAAUAGGCCAGAUUUAUUAGAUGAAGCAUUAUUAAGACCUGGCAGAUUCGAUAAAUUAUUAUAUCUUGGCGUACCUGAUACGAAUGAAAAACAAUUGAAUAUUUUAAAGGCAUUAACACGUAAAUUUACUUUACAUGAAAACGUCAAAUUACCUAUUUUAGCUGAUAAAUGUCCAUUUAAUUAUACAGGUGCCGAUUUCUAUGCUUUAUGUUCAGAUUCUAUGUUGAAUGCAAUGACAAGAAUUGCCUCUGAAAUAGAUGAAAAAGUGGAAACAUAUAAUAAAGAAAAUGGGAAAGGUAUAUCUAUACGGUAUUGGUUUGAUAAUGUAGCUACUGAAGAAGAUACAAAUGUAAUCGUUAACAUGGAAGAUUUCAUAAAGGCAAUUAAAGAGUUGAAACCUAGUGUUUCUCAAGAUGAAUUAGACCACUAUCUAAGUAUCAAGCAAAACUUUGAAGGAGCGUCGCCAUCUCCUUCUUAUUAA